GUUAGAAUGUGCGGUUCUAAAGCGCAACUCAAUCAUACUGCACUGCGUUACCUAUACAUGCCCACUGAUCUGGCAAACAAAAUUCUAUCUACUCUCUGGAAAAACUUAGCGUAUGCUAGUACGCGCAUCCUUCCUGCCUGAAGUGACAGAAGAAUGCCCAUGCAACCGCACCAAAAGCGCUUCUCCACAGUUGAGUUUGAGCGUUCGCGCUGAAAUUUUGUGUCAGCUUAUCGAAGAACUUCGGAGAAUGGAAGCGCCUGGAUACGAAAUUGAAAAGUGUGUUCUGGAGAACAACCAACUGCAGUUACUUCAGGCCAGUUUGGAAAAACUGAAUCAUUUGAAGGUAUUUUUUCAAGAAAAAAGCGUUGACAAUAUACCAUCGCCUCCGUUACCUAGAAUCGACCUGUCUUGUUUCAAAAAACUCAAAAUUCUAGAGUUUUUUGGAUGUCGCUUUGACUGUUCAAGUCAUUUUUUUUUUUUGCCAGCAUGUCUGGAAUGCCUGAGCUUUGACCGCACUUUUCCGUCCGUAGUGAAGUUGCUGCUACUGGGCUCGGCGGACGAAUUGGCGAGUAUUGUAGACUUUGACUGUACAGGUUCAAAUGGCGAUGGUUGCUUUGAAUCCUUGAAGUAUUUUAAGGCUACAAACAGCAUGCUAGCACUUGAGAUAGAGGACGAGGUCCAUUUAUCUGGACUGAGAAAGUUGAACUUGUCGAAUAAUUUGUUGAGUUUGGUUCCCAAUCUUCAGCGUUGCACACAAUUAACUGUAUUAGAUUUGAGCUCUAACCAGAUACAGAGUUUGGGUAGUUCUAUCAGAUGUAUGCAACAGUUGAAGUGGAUUAACUUAUCUAGAAAUUGGCUGAGGUCAAUAGAGGGUUUGGAGAGUUUGCUGAUGCUCCAGCGGAUUGAUUUGUCUGAGAACCGCAUUACUGACUCGGCACAAAUUUUUCGCCUUAUGAAGCUAACGAAUUUAGAGUUUUUGAACGUGGGCGAAAAUCCGGUGACGGCGAAGUUGAAAGGUAAUUUGCUGAGCUUUGGCUUCAUGCAGUCUUCAAGUAAAGAGCCUUUUGUGUAUAGAAAAGGGGAUUGGGCUGGAGAAGCAGAGAAGAAAGGCGAUUGGAUGAAGACGGCAAACAGCGAGUUGAACAAAUCUGGAAGAAAUGCAGAUCCUUUUCGAGGAGGGGAUAGUAGCGACUUGCUAGAGCAAGAGCUAUUGGGAAUAAAACUGGAAGGAAGUGUAGAAGCUGGCAAUGUCGAUGAAUUCUUUUGUAUGGAAGAUAUUGGAAGGAGCCGUUUAUGGUCUUCUCCUGUUAACAGGAAAUUGUCGGGGAUUCGGUAUGGUAAGGCAGUUUCGAGAAUUCCCAAGCGUCGGGCAUCGAUUCGCAGUAUUGAAGAUGAAGGCUGCAAAGCGUUAGAAGAAAAAAGAAAGAUUCAGGCCUUCCGAGUUUCGAACGAGGAUAAACUCAAAGAGGAGUUGGACAAACUUCGCAAGUUUCACCAGGAGAACGGGACGAUGUGGCUACUAGUUUACAAUCACUAUCGAGACAGAAAGUCGGCAAGCGAGGCAGUGUCUGAAAAAAGGUAUUCCGAGUUAUUUGAAUCGUUAAAGAGAGUCCAUGAUCACCCGAAAGGAAGAGACGUAGAGAGGAUUGGGUAUCAAGAUACAGGAGAGUCAUCGGAGCCUUUGAAGAAAAAAGAAAUGCACGAGACAGGGGAAGAAAAUGACAAAGGCAGCCGCAUCGAAGAGCCUGAAUACCCACUGUGUAGUAAAGAGUGCGAGACAGAAUCGUCUAAGGAGACGUUUAGUGUUUGUUGCAAGGAAGAAGAAUCCGACGAGACAAGUUGGUUCGACUAUAUUUUAUCUAUUACUGAUCAUUACAUUGAAGAGUUCGAUGGUAUGAAUUGUAGGUUUCGUUUCUCUGUUUUAGAUUUGGAUGAGGUGAUAGAACCUGAAGAGCAAGAGAAAUCGUUUGACGGUACAGCUGGUUUUGACAGGAAUUUAGAUGUUAUUUGUAAAUCAUCCCGAUUUACUGGCAGCCGUUUAUAUCGGUUUAAAACGCUAGACGAUAAAAUUCGUGCACUACAUUUAAUUGGGAAAUAUAGAUCAAAGGGAGAAGGUGAGCUGCCUGGAGGUGCAUCUAUUCUAUUAGAGAAGCGUAUUGAACAAAGUUCGUUAGAUGGAAAACAAAAUAUCGAACAGGAUUCAGGUUUAUUGGACGAAAACGACGAAAAACACAAUGUUGGACAGGGUGUAGAUCCGUUAGAGGAAAAACAACACAAUGUUGGACAGAAUAUAGAUCCGUUAGAGGAGACACAACACAAUGUUGGACAGAAUGUAGAUCCGUUAGAGGAAAAACAACACAAUGUUGAACAGAAUGUAGAUCCGUUAGAGGAAAAACAACACAAUGUUGAACAGAAUGUAGAUCCGUUAGAGGAAAAACAACACAAUGUUGGACAGAACAUAGAUCCGUUAGAGGAUACACAACACAAUGUUGGACAGAAUAUAGAUCCGUUAGAGGAUACACAACACAAUGUUGGACAGAAUAUAGAUCCGUUAGAGGAGAAACAACACAAUGUUAGACAGAAUAUAGAUCCGUUAGAGGAUACACAACACAAUGUUGGACAGAAUAUAGAUCCGUUAGAGGAGACACAACACAAUGUUGGACAGAAUGUAGAUCCGUUAGAGGAAAAACAACACAAUGUUGAACAGAAUGUAGAUCCGUUAGAGGAAAAACAACACAAUGUUGAACAGAAUGUAGAUCCGUUAGAGGAAAAACAACACAAUGUUGGACAGAAUAUAGAUCCGUUAGAGGAUACACAACACAAUGUUGGACAGAAUGUAGAUCCGUUAGAGGAGACACAACACAACGUUAGACAGGAUUUAGAUUCAUUAGACGAGAAACAACGGAAUGUUGAACAGGGUUUGAAUUGUGAGCUCACGGCUGCAUACAAUAGUUUGAGCGUCGAUUCUAGACGAAAGAACGACAGCUACUUCAGCUAUUAUCGUAAUGAACCCCGACGUGACAGUCGCUAUUUUUCGUUUUUGCUGGAUCUUAAGUUUCUAGCAUUUAACGAACUGGAUUCAGAAGAGGUGUCUGAAAUUCAAUUGCGAUCUAUAGCACCCAAGCUAGCAGAUGAAAGUCUUAAUUUGUGCAUCCCUGGUUUUUAUUUGGCACACCAAGCUAAAAUUGCUCGUGAGAAGCUCGCUAUUCUUCUAGUCACAACUCGAACGCUGCUGUUGUUGGUUAAGUCAACUUCGUCUUUUUACCGAGUUUUUCAGUCCUCGCAGACGGGCUCUCUUUCUGAUGUCAUUAUGAACAUUCCUUUGAACUCCCUCAUAGACAAAUUUAAACUGCAUUUCUCCAAAUCCAUUCAGAAUGUGAUUGGGCUUCUUGUUGGUCCCUUCCGACAAUGGCUUCGAUUCGAAUUCAGCGAUCACCCUCCAAUUAUGAUUGUCACCAAGGCGAGUCUGCGCACCCUAAAAUUCGUGAAGCGAUUUGAAGAGCUCGUCUCUCGCAUAAAGGGGCCAUUUCGCGCCGUUUAUAACAACAACGAAUUCCUUCUUCACGUUCAUCAAUGCCUCCAACUCCGCAAAAUAAAAAUGCACGACCCGUUCAUAAUAGAUGUUUAUGCACUCGUCUAUCAGCUUCUCGAUCCUUCUCCUACAUUCCAUUUCUUUCCGUUGUUUCAUUCUUCCAAGGUCAAAUAUCUCGUGCGUUCACUGAUUCUCACCGCGUAUGAAAUUCUGCUCCUUGACGAAGACUAUUCCAAGUGGCCUUCUCUUAAUUCGCCUUCCUGGACACCACCCAAGACGCCUCAAUUUACCCUUGUGGAGCGCAUCAAAUACAAGCAUCUGUCUUCUCUAGUUUUGGAAGAGCCGAACGCACCUGACAACUUUCUCUGCCUGCGAUUCAGCUUCGAGGGUGCCCAGUUUUCCGGCGUAUGUUCGCCUGCUAAAGGGCUCUUCUCUAAAUUGGAGUCCCCUUCUUCCGACCCGGUCAUGUCGGUGCGCUUGCUCAUUGCCAACGAAGUGGAGCGGUCUUACAUCAUCCAAGUCAUCUCGUCUCGCUGGAGGUCCAUCUUUGCCGUGCCUAUUCCUAUAGAAAGUUGCACGUCCUAGGCCGUCCGCAGCCCAAGGAGUACAGCAUGCGCAUUUGUUGUGCGUCACAAUACACGAUGAGUGACCGCAGGCUGUCUCGGUAGUUCGCGCGAAAAGGGCACCAC
Messenger RNA from Schistocerca gregaria, 4221 nucleotides. RefSeq lists its product as uncharacterized. The transcript is spliced from 4 exons. The coding region runs from base 113 to 4117 and encodes 1334 amino acids. Gene Ontology annotation, molecular function: protein binding. The record is from RefSeq and is a predicted model, not a curated record. Gene Ontology annotation, cellular component: cytoplasm. NCBI's taxonomy places the organism in Eukaryota, Metazoa, Arthropoda, Insecta, Orthoptera, Acrididae.